AUGCGGAUAGAUAUCAAGCGCAAGUUGUUGUCGCGUUCAGACCGCGUAAAGAGCGUCGACCUUCAUCCUACCGAACCAUGGGUUCUUGCCAGCUUGUACAACGGCCACGUUUAUAUCUACAACUAUGAAACUCAAGCAUUGGUCAAGACAUUCGAAGUGACAGAAACGCCUGUGCGAGCCGCCAAGUUUAUUGCACGCAAGAAUUGGAUCGUUACUGGAUCGGAUGAUUCGCAAAUUCGCGUCUUCAACUACAACACGCACGAAAAGGUGGCAAGCUUUGAAGGUCACCCUGACUACAUUCGUUGCUUGGCAGUUCAUCCAACACAGCCUCUUGUUUUAUCCGGAUCCGAUGACAUGACGAUUCGCUUGUGGGAUUGGGAAAAGGGAUGGAAAUGUGUGCAGAUCUUCGAGGGCCAUUCGCAUUUUGUCAUGCAUUUGACUUUCAAUCCCAAGGAUUCCAACACGUUCGCUUCCGCUGGUCUUGAUGGUGUUAUCAAGGUGUGGUCUCUUGGAUCCAACGUACCCAACUUUACUCUUGAGGGCCAUGAAAAGGGUGUCAACUAUGUCGAUUACUAUCAUGGUGGUGAUAAGCCAUAUUUGAUCUCGUGUGCUGAUGACAAUCUUGUGAAGGUUUGGGAUUACCAAAACAAGAAUUGCGUUCAAACGCUCGAAGGACACAGCCAAAAUGUCAACUUUGCAUCAUUCCAUCCCGAAUUACCCAUCAUCAUGUCUGGAUCAGAGGACGGCACUGUUCGUAUUUGGAAUUCGGAUACCUAUCGCCUUGAAAACAGUCUCAACUAUGGCUUGGAGCGUGCAUGGUGUAUCGCCUAUCAGAAAGGUGGCAACAACGUAGCCUUGGGUUUCGAUGAAGGUUCAGUUGUGAUCAAGCUUGGUCGUGAGGAACCAGCCGUAUCGAUGGAUGCUUCUGGAAAGAUCAUUUGGGCAAAGCACUCGGAAAUCCAGACAGCUAAUAUCAAGGCUGGUGUGGAUGAGAAUAUCAAAGAUGGUGAUCGUAUGGCUCUACCAAUCAAGGAUCUUGGCAGCUGUGAAGUCUAUCCACAAACGCUUCAACACUCGCCCAAUGGUCGUUUUGUCGUGGUGUGUGGAGACGGCGAGUAUAUCAUCUAUACGGCAUUGGCAUGGAGAAACAAGAGCUUUGGCAGCGGUCUAGGCUUUGUAUGGGCCGCGGAUUCGAAUGUGUAUGCUGUGCGUGAAUCGACAUCGCGUGUCAAGAUUUUCAAAAACUUUAAGGAGCGUGCUGGCCUACUUCCUAAGCUCAACUAUGCUGCUGAAGGUAUCUUUGGUGGUGCCUUACUCGGUGUGCGCUCGAAUGGCUUCUUGAACUUUUAUGAUUGGGAAACGGGAGCCGUCGUAAGAAGAAUCGAUGUCGACGCCAAGAACGUUUUCUGGUCGGAUGCUGGUGAUCUUGUCGCCAUCAUUUGUGACGAAUCCUUUUACAUUUUGCGAUACAACGCCCAGGCUUAUGCUCAAUUCCUUGAAAGUGGCGGUGAUCCUGGUGUCGAAGGUGUUGAAGAAGCAUUUGAAUUUGUCAAUGAUAUCACCGAGAGUGUGCGAACAGGAACAUGGGCUGGUGAUUGCUUCAUCUACACUAACAAUGCCAACCGACUCAAUUAUCUUGUGGGUGAUGUGACUUAUACCAUCAGUCAUUUCGACAAGCCAAUGUAUCUCCUCGGCUAUUCACCUCGUGACAAUCGAGUGUACCUUGCAGAUAGGGAUGUCAAUAUCUUCAGCUAUGCAUUAUCCCUCACAGUGAUCCAAUAUCAAACUGCCGUUUUGCGUGGUGAUCUCGAAUCAGCAGCCAGCCUUCUCCCAUCUAUUCCCUCCGAUCAACGUGGACGUAUUGCACGUUUCCUUGAAUCACAAGACCUUAAAGAAUUGGCUUUGGAAGUAUCCACUGAUGCAGAGCAGAAGUUUGAUCUUGCCAUUCAACUUGGAAAAUUGGAUAUCGCUACAGAACUUGCACGUGAAUUGGAUAGCGAAGCAAGGUGGCGUAACCUUGGAGACGUUGCAUUGUCCAACUGGAAGUUUGAUUUGGCAGAGGAAUGCCUUCAAAAGGCUAAGGAUUUGAGCGGUCUACUUUUGUUCUACUCAUCAAGCAACAAUCGAGAUGGCAUGCGUAAGGUUGCCGACGAAGCUUUGGCCAAAGGAAAGAACAACAUUGCAUUUACAGCCUUGUUCCAGCUUGGUGCUGUAGAUGAGGUUAUUCAAUUGCUUAUCAAGACCGAGCGUCUACCUGAAGCUGCCAUGUUGGCUAGAACAUAUGCACCAGAUAGCAUGUCAUCCGUUCUCAAACUCUGGAAAGCCGAUCUCGAGAAGCGAAACCGUAAAAAGACGGCAGAGAGCCUUGCUGAUCCAGCAGAGUAUCCCAAUCUCUUUGCAGAGUUGCAAAAGACUCAAGAACCACCACAAGAUCUGUUAUAA
Molecule: messenger RNA, 2442 nt
Organism: Lichtheimia ornata
Lineage: Eukaryota; Fungi; Mucoromycota; Mucoromycetes; Mucorales; Lichtheimiaceae
Exons: 12
Coding region: 1-2442 (813 amino acids)
Biological process (GO): retrograde vesicle-mediated transport, Golgi to endoplasmic reticulum; intra-Golgi vesicle-mediated transport; intracellular protein transport
Cellular component (GO): COPI vesicle coat
Molecular function (GO): structural molecule activity; protein binding
Source: RefSeq, a predicted model, not a curated record